Molecule: messenger RNA, 1203 nt
Organism: Cucurbita maxima (winter squash)
Lineage: Eukaryota; Viridiplantae; Streptophyta; Magnoliopsida; Cucurbitales; Cucurbitaceae
Product: eukaryotic translation initiation factor 2 subunit beta-like
Exons: 10
Coding region: 195-1007 (270 amino acids)
Biological process (GO): translational initiation; formation of cytoplasmic translation initiation complex; formation of translation preinitiation complex
Cellular component (GO): eukaryotic translation initiation factor 2 complex
Molecular function (GO): translation initiation factor binding; translation initiation factor activity; mRNA binding
Source: RefSeq, a predicted model, not a curated record
UCUUGCCUGUUUUCUUUCUUCUCUGAUUCUAACCUUCUCCCAUUUCUGUUGAAGCAGCACAGCCCCACCGGCUCACCCCCUUCUUUCUUCUCCUCCUCCUAUCUACCUUUCUCCUGCGACCCUACGCUGCCUCGCCAAUCCACCAUCUUCUGUAGCGGCCCCUCCAUCUCUCAGGCACCCUUAGUUCAGGAAUCAUGGCGGAUGAAGCUCAGAAUGAUGUGAACGAUCAGGUGGCAGAUAUUGCACCCUUUGAUCCAACUAAGAAGAAGAAGAAGAAGAAGGUUGUAAUUCAGGAUCCGGCUGACGAAUCUGUUGACAAGUUAGCAGAGAAAACUGAAAGUUUGUCAGUUUCUGAUGGCUUGGAGCCAACCACAUUUUCUGGACUUAAGAAGAAGAAGAAAAAACCAGUAGAGGCCAUCUCCUUGAACGACGACGGUCCGGAUGCCACAGAGGAUUUGGAUGAUCAAUCAGGGGAGAAUGAGGAUCGAGAGGGAAUUGUUCUACAGUAUCGUUUUCCUUGGGAGGGAAGUGAUCGCGAUUAUGAGUAUGAGGAGCUUCUUGGACGGGUAUUUAACAUUCUUAGAGAGAAUAAUCCAGAGCUUGCAGGUGAUAGGCGUAGAACAGUUAUGAGGCCUCCUCAAGUUCUUCGUGAAGGCACAAAGAAAACUGUUUUCGUCAAUUUCAUGGAUCUAUGUAAAACGAUGCAUCGUCAGCCAGACCAUGUUAUGGCUUUCUUAUUGGCCGAACUGGGAACCAGUGGAUCUCUUGAUGGACAGCAGAGAUUGGUUGUUAAAGGAAGGUUUGCACCAAAGAACUUUGAAGGAAUUCUGCGAAGAUAUGUCAAUGAGUAUGUUAUUUGCAUUGGGUGCAAGAGUCCAGACACUAUCCUUUCAAAGGAGAAUCGACUGUUCUUUCUCAGAUGCGAGAAGUGUGGUUCUGGACGAUCAGUUGCUCCAAUCAAAGCCGGUUUUGUUGCUCGUGUUGGCCGUAGGAACGCUGGGACAUGAUUUUUACUUGUUAUAUUGAAGCCUGAUGUUUUUUCGAGUUACCUCUUUUUGAAAACGUAGUUGACUAUCGAAGGAUCGUUGGUGAAUUUUGAAGUGAAUGUGGUGUUGUAAUUCGGGUUCUUCUAGUAGCAUUUGAAGUUUGUUAUUGUACUCGCUUUUCAAGUGGCAUGCUUAUAUAUAUUGAGCCUUCCAACUA